UCAACUUAUCCACCAAACCCUACACUUAACCAUUUCUCCACCUUUAACACUCCAAAUUCAGUAGAUAAGGCCAAAUUCUUGUGGAGCUACCCUAUCUUUAUCAGAUACCCUUUUCUCUACUCUCCAUUCACUACUCAUAGAGCCUAUUUUCACUCUUUCCAAUGGCUUGCUCUGCUUCUUCUUCAACUGCUCUGCUUUCUUACACUUCCAGAGCUUCUAUUUCACCUAAAUCACACAUUUCUCAAUCAAUUUCCGUUCCUUCUGCUUUUAAUGGACUUCGUAAUUGCAAUCCCCUUGUUUCUCGUGUAGCUCGUUCAAUCAAUACUCGGGUUGCUCAAGCAGAACGCCGUCGUUUUGCUGUCUGUGCCUCUAGUGAACUCCCACUUGUUGGAAAUCAAGCACCAGACUUUGAGGCUGAAGCUGUUUUUGAUCAAGAAUUCAUCAAGGUUAAAUUGUCUGAGUACAUCGGGAAGAAAUACGUGAUUCUCUUUUUCUACCCGCUAGACUUCACAUUUGUUUGCCCUACAGAGAUCACUGCUUUCAGUGACCGUUAUGAAGAAUUUGAAAAGGUGAACACAGAAAUAUUGGGUGUUUCUGUAGACAGUGUGUUCUCCCACCUUGCAUGGGUCCAAACUGAGAGAAAGUCCGGUGGUCUAGGUGAUCUGAAUUAUCCAUUGAUUUCUGACGUAACCAAGUCAAUUUCAAAAGCAUACAAUGUACUGAUCCCUGACCAGGGGAUUGCAUUGAGAGGACUUUUCAUCAUUGACAAGGAAGGAGUUAUUCAACAUUCAACCAUUAACAAUCUUGGAAUUGGUAGAAGCGUCGAUGAAACAUUGAGAACUCUUCAGGCGUUGCAAUACGUUCAGGAGAACCCAGACGAAGUGUGCCCAGCCGGAUGGAAGCCAGGGGAGAAAUCCAUGAAGCCUGACCCCAAGGGCAGCAAAGAGUACUUUGCAUCCAUAUAAGGAGAUGAAUUACAUUGCUUUUUAUCUAAUUUGUUGUUUACAGGAGCUGGAGGGAGAGAACAGUUUUCUGCAACAUUUUUUUUAAGGUACUGAUCGACUUUUUCGCAUUUUUUUUGAGAAUAAAUAUGUAUUCUAAUGUCCGUGGUACGUAUUGGCCCAACA
This is a messenger RNA of Solanum lycopersicum (tomato), 1127 nucleotides long. RefSeq names its product 2-Cys peroxiredoxin 1 (gene 2-CP1). Gene Ontology annotation, biological process: hydrogen peroxide catabolic process; cell redox homeostasis; cellular response to stress. Gene Ontology annotation, molecular function: thioredoxin peroxidase activity. The record is from RefSeq and is marked validated. NCBI's taxonomy places the organism in Eukaryota, Viridiplantae, Streptophyta, Magnoliopsida, Solanales, Solanaceae.